AUGAGCUCCUAUCAGUUCGUCAAUUCGCUCAGCUCGUGCUACGGGCCGGGCCGAGCUGGCCCUGGCGUGGACGGCAGUCUGGCCGGUCCGCCGGGCGACUACUACUCGCAGCAGGUCUACAACAGCUGGUCGGGCGCCAAUCCGGCCUCCAAUGUGGUCUCCGCGGCGGCGGCAGCAGCGGCAGCGGCCGUCGGCCAGUCACCGGCCUCUCCGCCGUACGCCUCCUACCUGCAGCAGAAUGGCGGUGACCACCACAGUUCUCACCACCUGCCGCAUCACCCCCGAGACCUCUACAACAGCAAUAGCUGCUCGCAGCAGGCAGCAGGCCUAGCCGGCUUGUCCAAUCACACCUCCCGACUCAGUCACCACAGCGCCCAGCAGUUGAUGCAGCAGCAGCAACAGCAGCAGGCGUCGCGCACCUCCAGCUCACCCGUCUCUAGUUGCAAAUUCGGCAUCGACUCAGCGUCCUCGCCCCAGGAUCUCAGCACCUCGAGCGGCGGCGCCGGUCAGUCACCCGAGCCGCGGUCUUCCUCGCCCCGAGUGCAGGGCAACUCUAAUCAAAACUCCUCACAACAAAGCUCAAAUGCAGGCAGUGUGAACAGUCAAAGCAAGGGAGGCAACUUCGGCAGCAACUCCAGCAGCAAUCCGCCACAUAUCUACCCGUGGAUGCGCAAGGUCCACGUCGGACAAAAUGGCGUCAACUCGAUGGGCGAAACCAAACGACAACGCACGUCCUACACUCGAUAUCAGACACUGGAGCUGGAGAAAGAGUUCCACUUCAACCGCUACCUGACUCGAAGACGUCGAAUCGAAAUUGCCCACUCCCUCUGUUUGAGUGAGAGGCAAAUUAAGAUCUGGUUCCAGAACCGGAGGAUGAAGUGGAAGAAGGAGCACAAGAUGCAAAGUGUCAUUCCGCCGCAGUUACCUCAGAUGCUCGGUCCUCUCGACCACCACCUGCACCACUUGCACAGUGAAACAAAGGCGUAA
Molecule: messenger RNA, 987 nt
Organism: Rhagoletis zephyria (snowberry fruit fly)
Lineage: Eukaryota; Metazoa; Arthropoda; Insecta; Diptera; Tephritidae
Source: RefSeq, a predicted model, not a curated record